GUGUUCUAUCGGGUUGAGGUCAGGACUCUGUGCAGGCCAGUCAAGUUCAUCCACACCAGACUCUGUCAUCCAUGUCUUUAUGGACCUUGCUUUGUGCACUGGUGCACAGUCAUGUUGGAAGAGGAAGGGGCCAGCUCCAAACUGUUCCCACAAAGUUGGGAGCAUGGAAUUGUCCAAAAUGUCUUGGUAUGCUGAAGCAUUCAGAGUUCCUUUCACUGGAACUAAGGGACCAAGCCCAGCUCCUGAAAAACAACCCCACACCAUAAUCCCCCCUCCACCAAACUUUACACUUAGCACAAUGCAGUCAGACAAGUACCGUUCUCCUGGCAACCGCCAAACCCAGACUCGUCCAUCAGAUUGCCAGAUGGAGAAGCGCGAUUCGUCACUCCAGAGAACGUGUCUCCACUGCUCUAGAGUCCAGUGGCGGCGUGCUUUACACCACUGCAUCCGACGCUUUGCAUUGCACUUGGUGAUGUAUGGCUUGGAUGCAGCUGCUCGGCCAUGGAAACCCAUUCCAUGAAGCUCUCUGCGCACUGUUCUUGAGCUAAUCUGAAGGCCACAUGAAGUUUGGAGGUCUGUAGCGAUUGACUCUGCAGAAAGUUGGCGACCUCUUCGCACUAUGUGCCUCAGCAUCCGCUGAUCCCGCUCCGUCAGUUUACGUGGCCUACCACUUCGUGGCCGAGUUGCUGUCGUUCCCAAACACUUCCACGUUCUUAUAAUACAGCUGACAGUUGACUGUGGAAUAUUUAGGAGCGAGGAAAUUUCACGACUGGAUUUGUUGCACAGGUGGCAUCCUAUCACAGUUCCACGCUGGAAUUCACUGAGCUCCUGAGAGCGACCCAUUCUUUCACAAAUGUUUGGAAAAACAGUCUGCAUGCCUAGGUGCUUGAUUUUAUACACCUGUGGCCAUGGAAGUGAUUGGAACACCUGAUUCUGAUUAUUUGGAUGGGUGAGCGAAUACUUUUGGCAAUAUAGUGUAUUUGUGAGAGAGAGAGAAAAUGCUGUCUUGUGACAUUAUAGUUUAGACAAAAAAUAAUAUAGAACAGCUUGUAAUGAAUAUGAGGACUAAAAAUCGUUAUUUUGGCUUUCUAGUAAUGUGGUAGCGUGGCCGAGCGGUCUAAGGCGCUGGAUUAAGGCUCCAGUCUCUUCGGGGGCGUGGGUUCGAAUCCCACCGCUGCCAACAACUUUUGAAACAUUUAUUUUUGGUAAAACGUAAACGAAAAGAUCAACGUACGUUCCUGUCUAAAAUUGUGGUUGAUCAUUUUCAUACGUUAUAAUAUAGUGCCUCGAUUACAACUAUAAAACACUGCAAAAGCAUGGACCGUCUGAAUGGUCUCUUAUUUUGAAAAAAUUCCCCAUUAAAGGAACGUGCUUUUGUAUCAUCCUUCACACCACUUCAGCGCAGCCGGCUGAAUGUCAUUUGGUUUUCUAUCCAGGUUUUUCCAUUAUGUCAGUAUGAGACCUGUGCUUGUAAAAUACCUCAUAUAUAUUUAUCAUUAUUAAAAAUGAAUAGAUCAAUGAAGCCUGAUAAGGGUUGUUCUUUAACUCUUGCACUGACCGUGUGCUCUGCUGCUAUUGGUGGAACUCUUCAGUAUGGCUACAACUUGGCUAUCGUCAAUGCACCCACUGCCUUCAUCCAGAAGUUUAUUAAUGAGACGUGUAUGGAGAGGUGGGACACUCCUCUGGACUCCAACCAGGUGGUCCUUAUCUGGACUGUCAUAGUGUCUGCCUUUUCCCUUGGGGGACUGUUUGGGUCGCUGCUUGCUGGACCAAUGGCUAUCCGUUUUGGACGCAGACAAACCUUGUUGCUGAAUAACUCUUUCCUUUUGGUUAGUACAGUCAUGGCCUUGGGCAGUCGCUCAGCCAGAUCCAUUGAGAUGAUCAUCAUUGCUCGUUUGCUUGUAGGAGUUAAUGCAGGCGUGAGCAUGAAUGUCCAGCCUAUGUAUUUUGGGGAGAGUGCUCCUAAGGCCAUGAGGGGUGCUGUUGCUUUUUCCUCAGCUGUUUUCACAGCCAUGGGAAUUCUGCUGGGGCAGGUGACAGGUUUGACUGAACUGUUGGGGAGUGAGGCUCUCUGGCCGUAUCUUCUAGCCAGCAACGCUGUUCCUGGACUGCUCCAGUUGCUCACUCUGCCCUGGUUCCCAGAGAGCCCUCGCUACCUGCUCAUCGACAGAGGCGACAGAGAGGCCUGCAAUCGUGCUCUUACCCGCCUGAGGGGCUGUAAUGUGUCAGAUGCUGAGAUGGAGGAAAUCCUCGAGGAGCGGAAAGCUGUUGGUGAGACACGAGCUAAAUCACUCUGGGAACUACUGUCUGAUCGUAGCUUACGGUGUCAGCUGUGCAUUGUCAUGGCAGCCAGCAGUUCCAUGAUGCUCUGCGGGAACGACUCCAUCUACUUCUAUGCCUCAUACAUAUUUCAAGAGGCAGGAAUACCCAUGGAUAAGAUCCAGUAUGUUACCAUUGGAACAGGUGCUUGUGAGUUCACUGCAGCUAUAAUGUGUAACUUACUGAUUGAAAGACUGGGUCGCCGCUUGCUCCUUGUUGGUGGGUAUGUGCUCAUGGCUGGCUGGGCAGUGGUGUUCACUCUGUCUCUGUCUCUGCAGGGUAAAGUGACUGGCAUGCCCUACCUGAGCAUGGCAUGUGUCUUUGCUUACAUCCUGAGCUUUGGAAUGGGUCCUGCAGGGGUAACUGGCAUACUGCCUACUGAGCUCUUCAACCAGAUGGCUCGACCUGCAGCUUACAUGAUGGCCGGCUCCAUGAUGUGGCUCAACCUCUUCCUGGUGGGAAUGGCCUUUCCUUUUAUAGUCAACAGUAUGGGCCAGUUUUGUUUUAUUCCUUUCUGUGGUGUGUGUGUGUUUUCAGCCAUAUUCAUCGGUCUUGCCUUACCCGAGACAAAGGGGAAGAGUAUAGCUGAAAUCACUGCAGAGUUUGAGAAACACAACACAAAGGCCUUAUCUAAUUCAACACAGGACCACAUACAGCUACAGGAAUCUCAGCACAUUAUUCAUCUGAAUUCUUAUGACUGACAGUUCGUACAAAGUGAUUAUACCUUGCAUUUUGCUGAAUAUGCAAUAUCAUAUGGAAUGAAAUAAGAAGUAUUUGCUGCAUCCUUUUUGUUAAAAGUAAAUUCAGGUGUUUUAAGAAGACACUGGAUUCCACUAGCAGACACCAUGUUUAAUCUGUUUUAAUUCAGUAAGUGGUCAAUUAUUCAUACCUGUGCAUAAUUUAAUGGUUGUUUGAUUGUAGUUUCAGUGUCUGUGUUUGACAAAUCUAAAUAGAGAACUUUAGGCAUCUUAAAAUUCACUAAUUUUGCUGCUGGCAGCUUGAGACUGUGAUAAAUACCUGUUCAACAGUGUCUGUCUGGGGAACAAUAACCCAUACCAACAGUGUCACAGACACUGUAGCCUAGUUUUAUUGAAUUGUCUUGGCAUUUUUCUUUCUUGGAAAUAUGUGAUUACCAAAAACAAACUCUAUCACCUGUCUCUGUAUGUAUACACAUUAAUAUUUUAGUAGGCUAUGACUUAUUUAUGACUGUGUAUGCACUGGAAAAAAAAACAUUUCACAGGACAAGUUAUAUAUGAGCUAAAUUAUAUUUUAAAGUAUAAGUUAUAUUUGCUGCAGUGUAAACAGACUGAUGUAUACGUAAUACGAUAUUUUAAACACUGAGAUGCUUUUCCAGUAUUGAAGUGUUGCUAUGUUGCUGCUGUGUAUGAUGGUGCUCCAUACUUAAAUUAUGGUGUCUCUUUUUUUCAAAUGCUAUGAAUAGACAUAAAAGUCCUGGUAUUUAAUUGUGCUUGAAAGGAAUUUGUGUUGAAACACACUGAUGAAAAUGCUAUGCAUGACUGCAAUGCCUUAAAAUGCAAAUCGCAUUUUUAGUCUUUUAGUCAGAUGUUUUAUCUAUUAUAUAAACACUGUGAUGCACUUUUAAUACAUAAAUUAUUUAUUUCUAAAGUAAACUCUAUUUAAUUCUAAGUACUGUUGAAGCCAAGUUUCUUUGAGAGAGCUUUUUUCCCCUUGGUGUGUCAUGAAGACCAAAGCAAUGGUUUUAAACUGCACCUUGACCAACUCAGGUCUUAAAUAUUACACUCCGAUAGGUGGCACUGUAUCCCAAAGACACUCUUGGUUGUUCUCUUGUACUGUUUUGACACUUUAUCACUGCAUACUGAUUGUUGUCGCAUGUGAACAAGGUCACUCUCAGCAUGUCAGUUCAUAGCAAACAGAUGACACGAUAGCAGAUGGAAAGAUUUCAUUCUGCUGUGCCUCCUCUGAUUUUAAGACUAUUUUUUAAGCUGUUUCUCUCUGUAUACAAAAAUAUGUAUACUCAUAUCAAUCAGCAAU
Hemibagrus wyckioides is the source of this 4332-nucleotide messenger RNA. RefSeq names its product solute carrier family 2, facilitated glucose transporter member 11. Bases 1506 to 3020 code for a protein of 504 amino acids. The record is from RefSeq and is a predicted model, not a curated record. Gene Ontology annotation, cellular component: membrane. Gene Ontology annotation, biological process: monosaccharide transmembrane transport. Gene Ontology annotation, molecular function: hexose transmembrane transporter activity. The transcript has a single exon. Lineage: Eukaryota; Metazoa; Chordata; Actinopteri; Siluriformes; Bagridae.